Penicillium antarcticum is the source of this 4323-nucleotide messenger RNA. RefSeq names its product putative ABC multidrug transporter. NCBI's taxonomy places the organism in Eukaryota, Fungi, Ascomycota, Eurotiomycetes, Eurotiales, Aspergillaceae. Gene Ontology annotation, cellular component: membrane. Bases 1 to 4323 code for a protein of 1440 amino acids. Gene Ontology annotation, biological process: transmembrane transport. The transcript has 7 exons. Gene Ontology annotation, molecular function: ABC-type transporter activity; ATP binding; ATP hydrolysis activity. The record is from RefSeq and is a predicted model, not a curated record.
AUGCCCGCUCCUCUUCACCCUCACCCGCAACCGAAGCAUACGGCUUCCUUUGCUUCUAACUCUACUAACAAUGGCCCUCCGAGAGUGCAGGUCUCGCAUGAAGACGAAGACGCCAUUGCCGAUAUUCAUCGCACCUUGACGGAGAAGACUGUUCCAGAUCAAAAAUACCCAGAACCACAUUCAUCAUUCGACAAGUUCCUCGAGGAACAAGUUCAGGGAAAGAAACGCUCCAACCUCGGCGUCUGCUUCCAGUCGCUCUCCACAUGGGGCGAAGGAGAUAGCCAUGCAGAUGUCAAGACCCUCGGCACAGCUCUCUGGCGUACCUUGACUAUGCAGGAUAUCUAUGAGUGGACCAUUCAGCCGUGGAUCACGAAGAAGAACCCUGAAGAUGGGCGGCAAUUGAUUCGCGACUUUUCUGGUGUAGUUGAAAGUGGCGAAAUUAUGCUGGUCCUCGGACGUCCCGGUGCAGGCUGUUCAACAUUCCUACGCACUAUCGCUGGUCACCACUCCUCCUUCCUAGGUGUGACCGGUUCAAUCGACUACUCGGGUCUCAGCCCGGAAGAAGUUCGAAAGCACUAUCGCGGGGCCGUGGCAUACGUCCCAGAAGAUGACGUCCAUUUCCCGACACUGAAUGUGCGCCAGACCCUUGAAUUCGCUUUGCAGAGUAAGACACCUAAGCGGUACCGAGACCGGAUCCCCCGAUAUCUCGAGAUCUAUGGCCGUGUCUUUGGAAUGACGCAUACCAUGAACACCUUGGUUGGAAAUGAGUAUAUCCGCGGAGUGUCUGGUGGAGAGCGCAAGCGUAUCUCUAUUAUUGAAUCGCUAGCUAGUGAUUCCUCUGUGGCAUGCUGGGACAACUCGACCCGAGGAUUGGAUGCGUCUUCUGCUCUUGAUUAUGCUCGCAGUUUGCGCAUUAUGACCGACACCUGUGGCAAGGCGACUUUGCUCACUCUAUACCAAGCGUCCGAUGCUAUCUAUGAACUUGUCGACAAGGUGCUUCUCAUCGAUGAAGGGCGCAUGCUUUACCAAGGUCCUGCCAACCAGGCAAAACGCUACUUUGAAGAUCUCGGCUAUGAAUGCGCCGAUAUGCAGACUACCUCCGAUUUCCUGACUAGCAUCACUCUACCGGAGCGUCGACGCUUCCGUCCUGGAUGGGAAGAUCGUGCUCCUAAAGGCCCGAUCGAGCUCGAGGCUACUUUCCGCCAGAGUGCUGCAUUCACCAGAGUCGAAACUGCAGUUGGAGGUUAUGAAGAUCAGAAGUGUGGGAGGGCUACUGGCACUUCAGACUCGGAGUGUGGCAGUAUUGAAGAAUUUAAAAAAAAUGUGCAGAGCGAUAAGUCGCGCUUUGUUUCUUCCAAGUCGCCGUAUACCAUUUCCUUGAUCCGCCAAGUUGUGCUUUGUGCGAAGCGGCAGAUGUGGCAGUUGAAGGGACAUCUCAGUCCGCUAUAUAUCAAGUUGAUUUCUUGUGUUGUCUAUGGUUUGCUGAUUGGCUCCAUGUUUUACAACUUGCCUCAGACAACGGAGGGUAUGUACGCCCGUGGAGGUGUGCUUUUCUAUUCAUCCAUCUUGCUCGCCUGGUUGCAGAUGUCGGAACUGGAGGAAGCCAUGCAAGGUCGGGAUAUUCUCAGCCGACAGAAGAAACUCGCCUUCGUGCGCCCCAGUGCUGUCUGUUUGGCCCGAGUUCUUUCUGAUAUGGUUAUUUCUGCUCUUCUUACAUUCUUAUACCUCAUUGUCAUGUACUUUUUGGCUGGUCUUCAAUCUAACGCUGGUGCAUUCUUCAUCGAUUUCCUCCUCAUAUAUAUGUGCACGAUCUGUCUGACAGCACAAUUCCGCGUCUUCGCCGCCCUGUCUCAAAACUUCGAAGUAGCCCUCCGCUACUGUGGAGUCAGUGUUUUGUUCUGCAUCGUCUUCGGUGGCUACGUUUUAUCAGUCGACAAAAUGAUUCAAGACGUGCCCUGGGUUGGAUGGAUCGCGUAUACGACUCCCGCUUUAUACACCUACGAGGCUGUCAUGGCUGCUGAAUUCCACAAUGUCAACUUCACCUGUGCCACUGGAUCUAUUAUUCCGGCAGGAUCUGAAUAUACCGAUCUUGCAUAUCAGACCUGCGCAUAUGCUGGUAGUCAGGUUGGCAGUACUGUGGUCAAUGGCGAUGAAUACCUGGCUGUCAAGUAUGGAUUCUACUACAGCAAUGUGUGGCGCAACUUUGGUAUUCUCUGUCUUUUCACUAUUGUUUUCAUUGGUCUCACUUGCUGGUUGAGUGAAGUCUUUGAAUGGGAACUUGACAGUGCCGGACCGAUUCAAUACAAGGGAUCGCAAAAGUUGUUCAAACGGAAGAGGAAUAUCAAGUCUGACGAAGAGAAAACUCCUGUUUCAGUUGACCCCAGGGCACCACCUGCUGGUUACGACAGCAAGCCUGAUCAGACAAUCACAGCUACGGAAUCUACCUUCACCUGGUCUGAUCUUGAACUCAAUGUUCAGAUUGGCAAAGAAACCCGAAAGUUGCUGGAUGGGGUUAAUGGUUACUGCAAGCCAGGAACUUUGACUGCUCUCGUGGGUGCCUCUGGAGCAGGAAAGUCAACAUUGUUGACUGCGCUCACCCAAAGAGCAAGCCCUGGCGUCUUGUCCGGCUCGUUAUUCGUUGAUAACCACUCGAUCGACCAAUCCUUCAAUCGACAGAUCGGAUAUUGCCAACAGAUGGAUAUUCAUGACGAGAGCAGUACCAUCCGCGAAGCAUUCGAGUUCUCUGCCCAUCUCCGCCAAAGCAAUGAUGUCUCAGAAGCAGAGAAACUGUCAUAUGUGCAAACAGUGCUUCAUACGCUUGACUUGGUCGAAUUGCAAGACGCCAUCAUCGGAUCGCUGGAUAUCGAAAAGAAGAAGCGUGUGACAAUUGGAGUGGAACUCUGCGCCAGACCAAAACUGCUAUUAUUCCUCGAUGAGCCUACAAGUGGACUUGAUAGCCAGGGCGCGACCAGUAUCGUUGCUCUUCUUCGACGUCUGGCAAACCAAGGACUGGCAGUCCUCUGUACCAUUCACCAGGCUAACCAGCAGCAAUUCGAAGAGUUCGACCGUGUCCUUGCCCUGAGUCCUGGCGGCAGCACAUACUACUUUGGACCAGUAGGCAAAUCUGGCUAUGCAAUCUUCGACUACUUUCAAAAGCACGGUAACACCCCAGAGAAGGUCACCAACGCAGCCGAUUUCCUCAUUGAGGUAGUCGUCAAUGGCAUGAAAUCGUCCGGAAACCAGGUAAGCUGGGCGUCUGUCUGGCGCGACUCUGAAGAAUGCAAAGAAGUCAAGAAUGAGAUUGCCUCUAUUCGCGCCACCAACACUCGUGCACCAUCCACAGCACCAUGCCCCCCGCCCCUCAGCCGCCAGAUCAAACUUCUUACCCAACGAACCUGUCAGCAGUUUUGGAGAACAGCUGAAUAUCCCUACUCCCGACUCUAUGCUUCUUUCCUGCACGCUCUUAUCAACGGUCUUACCUACCUCCAGAUUGGGAACAGUGCUACCGAUCUGCAGUCGAAGGCUUUCUCUUGUUUCUUGGUUCUUAUGCUGGUUCCGGAGUUCAUCAAUGCCAUCUCUAUGCGAUUCAUUCUCAACCGGGACAUCUGGCUAGCGAGAGAAGGCCCCAGUGGCGUAUACAGCUGGGUUGCUUUCUCGACUGCCCAGAUCGUCGCUGAAAUCCCCUACGCUAUCAUUGGUGGAGUGGUAUUCUUCGUUUUGUAUUAUUUCAUGGUUGGACUGCCACUUGGGUUUGCUGCAGGCUAUAGCUUCCUCAUGUUCUUCUUGUUCUUCCUGUUCGCCACGUCGUGGGGUCAGUGGAUUGCUGCUAUGAGUGCUGAUUCCCUAGUUGCCGCCACACUUAUGCCAUUUUUCAUCAUCCUGGGCGAACUCUUCAACGGCAUUCUCAGACCACACGAGCAGAUGCCCGCAUUUUGGAAGUACACCAUGUACUACAUCACGCCAUUCACUUACUGGGUUGGAGGUGUGCUCACGUCUGUCCUGCGUGGUACAGAGGUAGUCUGCACCCAGAGCGAGUUAACUAUCUUUGAGAGCCCACCAAAUAUGACAUGCGGUGAAUACGCGGGCUCCUGGCUUGAUACUAACGGUGUUGUUGGCUACUUGUCCAAUCCCGAUGACUUUGGACGAUGUGGAUACUGUGAAUAUAGUGUCGGUGAUGAUUAUCUUUCUGGCAUUGGCCUUGACUCUUCCAAGAUCUGGCCGUACUUUGGUAUUUUCCUUGGCUUCACUGUGGCAAAUUACUUGAUGGUGUAUGCGCUGGUCUACGUGCGCUCGGUGAUGAAGCCUUUCUGGCGAUCAAAGUAA